Messenger RNA from Spirometra erinaceieuropaei, 3926 nucleotides. Lineage: Eukaryota; Metazoa; Platyhelminthes; Cestoda; Diphyllobothriidea; Diphyllobothriidae. The record is from the annotation of a GenBank genome assembly.
AUGACCACGUGCUUUCCAUCUGAACGUGUUGGCGUCGACAUCGUCGGACAAUUACCACACACCUCGUCCAGCUACCCAUACGACUUAGUGUUGGUAGACUCCUUUACGAGGUGGACCGAGGUCGUUCCCUCACAAGAACAGAAUGCAGCUUCCGUCAUCAUCGCGCUGUCGAAUGAAUGGAUCUACCGGUAUGGCGCCCCCAUUUCGCUAUACUCUGACUGCGGAGUCAAUUUUGACAUCUAUCGUCUACGCAAGGUCUGCGACCUCCUCCUUAUCUACAAGAUCCAGGCAACCCCGACACAUCCAGAGGGCGAUGGGCAACUCAAACGCACCAACCGCUCCAUAAUCAAUAUUGUGGAGGCGUUCACCGAGGACCACCACUCAGGUGAUUGGGACGUACAUUUGCCAUUCCCCAUUAUGGUCUACAGGGUCGUCAUCCAUUUCUCAAUCGGCCAUUCCCAUUCUUUAUGUUGAUCGACUGCCGCUUCCGAAUACCUGUAGACGCACGUUUUGCUAUGCAACCCACGACGGUCUGCAACGCUGAUAGCUACGUGUUAGAGCCCAGGGAAUUGUCACGACUCAUUCACAGUCUUCCCCGCACGCAAUUACGUAUCGCCUACGAGUGAUAGAAGAUAUAUUUUGGCUGAAACGUACACGGACUUCCAACCAAAUCAGCGACCUUUUACUGCGCUACCGAGCGAUUCCGCCCGUGGGGAUCUUAGCCAAAUUCUUCCACCCUUGGGAAGGACCCUUUGUAGUAACGGGUGUCAUCUAACCAACUAUUUACAUACAUCACCCAAAACGUUAUCACACGCCAAUCCCACCUUUACCGUGCAUUUAGAAAAACUAAACCCUUCCACGGCAGCCUUUCCCUAGCGUCCUCUGACAGCCGAUCCAUCCUUCUUUUCACCUAGUCGCCCUACUCGGUAACGAAGUGGGAGUUUCCCCUGACCGACCACUGCCUUCAGGCCCUGGGAACAUGUUAUCAGCCAAAUGGGGUGCAGUUGUAAUGGGUAGAUAUUGAGGAGUAGGACCCUUUUUGUUUUAAUGGUUCGUGUUGUACGUAAUCAAGCGAGGAUUUAUGGGUUUUGACGAAUCCGCCUUAUGUAAGAUUUUUAGAACAUUCGUGUGGCCUCACUUGGAACACGGCAUGCAAGCCUGGAGGCCAUGUGUGGGUCAAGAUCAAAAUCGGCUGUAGAGAGUUCAAAGGAGAGCCGAGAAAAUGCUUAGGGGCCAUAGGCCCUCUCAUUAUGCAAUCCGUCUAACAAAGGUGAACCUCUUUACCUCGAGUUAUAGGCAACUGCGCGGCGGUCUACUGCAAGCAUUUCGCAUUGUGAAGGGAUUGGUCUUCAUCCUAUCCUUUAAGGACAGUUUCUAACUUGCUGCCACGACCAACUUCUCUGUACACGGCACCUAAUUUUACGUUGAAAAUAGGGUACUUAAGAAGCCGCGUCAGUGUUCCUUAAUAAACUGACAUGAGCCGAAAGCACACACUUGGGUCUUCAGCUAGUAAUUAAGUAUGGCGUGACCACAUCAUACAGCAUUCUGCGAGCAACCUUAUGCAUGAUAUAGCGUAUUUCGAUACUUCUUUCGUAGGUUUUGACUUGUGAGAACUCCCAUGACCCGCUUUAGGAGUCGGUUAUAUUAUCAUGAUAAUUUAUGUGUAUGGGAUAUUUUCUUUGCGUCCUUUUGCAAAAUUUUGUUCCCGAUAAUCCUUUGACACGCCUGCCUUGCCUGCUACGACAGUUUUCUUUUUUUCGUAUCCAGCCUUUGUUGUAAGAAGUCGCACUUUGUUCUGCUCGAUCCCCGCUCCUUACCUUUUAAAUGUUACGUUGUCCGGCAAGCGCUUUGAUGUUCAAAUUCUUUCUUAUAUCCUCAGAAAUCCUUAAAUAAAUAUGUUUUACGAGUACAGUGUUCGCGAACUUGAAAGUGGACUUGUAUAUUUGCAAUAUUCUCCCCCUCUUCCUAGAAGUCUGGAGGUAUCAGAUACAAUAAAGCAAUCGUAUAGACUACACUUUCCAUCUCAAGUCCGUUAUCUGGCGUGGUGGGUGGUCUCUACUCUAAUUUCGCCUAAGUUGUUGCUGAACUCUCAGAUGCAAAGUUUGGGUUUUCACACGGGAUCAGAUUCUCACGCAACAGCAGAAAAGUAUUCAAACGCCAGCGGAUUACCGGACUACCUAGAGCCUUCCUGGAACUGUUAUCUAUUUGCAAUUUGUUUAGUCGGUUCGGCGCUUGCGUUGGUGAGUUUCACUCUUGGUCUUUGCGUAAUGCUCCGGUCUCCCAGUUAGUUUGUGGGUGCUUGUCCGUUGUUUCCCGGUCAUUUUGCCAAGCAUAUGAGAUAAAUGUCCUCUCAAGAAUCACCAUUUGUUGGCUGUCGGAUACGAAUAAUCUCAAAAGCGAAGAUUCGAUAUGAAGGCUUCCUGCACUCCAUUGACACUGACGCCCCUGACGAUCCAGUAAUAACACUCUCGAAAGGUUUGUUCAUCCACGUUGUCACCCUUUCUUUAGUCUGGUCUUUCGGCACUGAGGACCGCCCUAGCGAACGUUUUGUUGGCCCCAGGAAUGAAGUUUAUGAACAAAUAGUCUUCCGCGGACGAGACCUGGAGGAUGUUCGCGUUCUGCAGUCUUCCGUGUUUUUAAAUGAAGAUCCUUCAAUAGUCAGUGCGGUUCCAGGGGUUUGUUUCUCAUUUCUUUCAUGGAACUUGCUUUAGUCCAGCACGUUUUCGACGACGAAACCUCGAGAGGAAAGCGAUGCUCUGGGUGCGUAUUUUCUCCCAUGCCCUUGUUUUAUGUGAUGAAGUAAACGUGCACUGAUUUCUUGAUGCCGUUUUAAUUCUGAAAUGUGCCGGAGCAGCGUAGUUUAUGUUUCGCCCAAAGCUUUCUAAGUUCCUUCCAAUUUAGACCCCUGGUCAGUCACCCCCUUCGGAGAUGUGAAGAAGCCUGAGAUACCACCGUUAGUUCCAAGAUGUACCACUGUGGAAACCCAUCCCACCUCCACGUUCCCUCUCCUUAUGUCGCCAAAACCCCCAUCUGACCUUCUACCCGAUAUAACACCAAGCCCAUGGCCUCUAAGUCGACAGGUCGCCGAGAGCGAUCGGAACUCUUCUGUUGCACGUGAACCUGCGUCAAAAGACAUAGAUUCAGACCCUACCAAAGGUCUACAGUACCCUGAGUAUACUUCGGUUGGUCGUCCAGAAAGAAGAGGCGGACAAAGAGGACGCGAACCUGGGCCGCCUCGCGGGAAUCGGUCUAACUACUCCAGGGACCUUACCAAACCACAAUACGAUGGCCACGAAGACGCAAGGCGUGAUAACCGUUUUCGACGCGGGGGUGGUCGUCCGGCAGGCCAACCCCGCAGUGGCGGGCGUCAACGCUACAGGCCAUGGGAUGAAGGUGUACGCGAUUCCCUGGCGAAGGAGUUUGAAGGGGAGUAUGACAUCGAGAAGGCGAACGCGGAGCUCGCAGAGGAGCUGGAAAAAAUCGAGAUAUCCUCGGUAACUUACAACUAUCCCAUCCUUACCAGCUUCUUUAGGGAAAUGCAAAUGGGUCCACGUCCGGGCCCUCGGAAGAAGCUGAGGCGGAAGAAAAGGUUUGCUACGACAGUAAGAAGUCCUUUUUCGACACUAUCAGUUCCGAACUAAUGGAUAAGGCUCAAGGGUAAGUGUACGCUUUGUACUCUAAGAGGAUGUAGCAAUAGACAGCGGCGGUCUCACCGCGAUGACAUGCGCCUGAAUAUGGACACUUUCGGGACUUCUUUUGCACGAGUGGGUAGCAGUUCCUACCGUCCGCCGCACAGGUAUCAGCAUAAUUACCAAAGCAGUGGGAAUUUCUCGUAUUCUGGUCAGCGGAGGUACAACUGGCCGCCUGAUCGAUCGAGGUAUAGGCAGCAAGCGAACGCGCAUUCCACUGAACUCGACCCACCAUGA